Messenger RNA from Suillus clintonianus, 2234 nucleotides. RefSeq lists its product as uncharacterized. The record is from RefSeq and is a predicted model, not a curated record. NCBI's taxonomy places the organism in Eukaryota, Fungi, Basidiomycota, Agaricomycetes, Boletales, Suillaceae. Bases 1 to 1872 code for a protein of 623 amino acids. The transcript has 8 exons.
AUGUCUAGCUCGUUGUACAGUAUACUGCAACGCAGCCAUCUGAUCGAGAGGGGUUGGCGAGGCAAGGCUCCGUCCGUCCCAACAGAGCUGGAUGCCACUAGGAAAUUCGUGAUAACCGCCCUCCACAUUGGAAGCUUCUCAGUGACUGAUUGUAACACUGAUUGCAUACUUUGGGCCACUGCUCAUGUAGACGAUUACACUCAGUGCGAAUAUGAUCACAGCUAUAUCAUCUUCAAUCGCCACGACAACAGCAAGGAAGCAUGGCGCUACGCCCGCGACUUCCGGGACCCUGAGACGCCAGAGGACUUCAAACCUGACGAAUCCAUGAUUAAAGUGUCGCAGGAAGCCGCUCAGCGUUUUACCUCCCCAACACAUGGUGAUCCUUUCAGACCAUGGACCCUCCUCCAGAUGCCCGAGUUUACCCGUGCGUUCCGCUUGUUGUACCCAACGCUGCUUUCGGCUGACGCAAAUAACACUUAUUUGACACUAGGGCGCCUCAACUAUGUUGAAGUCAAUAACCAAUACACUUUCUUCUGCGGGACCAUUGAGCUACGCGUUUUUGCAAGGGGCGGUGGGGCCUUGGUCUAUUGCUUGGGCAUGAACGAUUUGCCGUGCACCUACUGGGACGUGCUUCCAGAUAGCAACGAUGUCCCUUGCCCUUCUUUGCUCUUCCAGCCCCAACUACCUCACGAAGCAUAUCACGUCUCUUCCACAUGUCAGAGCAACUUCAUUGCUGCCCAUGUAUCUUCCUCGGGCAAGGACAUGGGAAUACUCACCGCAUCAGGGAUCUUCAUCUGGAUGCCCAGCUUCAAAUACGUCAUCCAUUGCGAGGCCGCUCUCAACGACACAGCAACCCUCCUCAACUUCAAUCCCUCCCUCGACAACGUCCGAGACAUCUCGUCUUCCUCCCACACGGGCUUUUCAGCGCUAAAUCCAUCGCAGCGCGAGGGUCUAUUUAUCGUGUCCCUAGACACCGAAAUCAGCAAGCUCACUGCGGAGACCCCGCCUCGCCCUGGCCUAUCUGUCUGCCGUGUCACGAAAUACGACCACAGCCGACACCUAUCCUUCAUCUCAUGUCUGCAGAUGACGCACACUGGGCUCUUUUUCAACUGGUACCCGUCUUCAGAGCAAAACAGGCCUUCUCAGCCUGCACGGCGCAAGGUCAUGAUCCCGCCUCAGCCUCAGCAGGCAAAUCAGAUCCGUGUGCCUGUUCAGCUUGUGCCAGCUCAAGGCGUGGAAGGCAGAGACACUUUUUGCCCGGGCUGGGGCCUAUUGAAGCAAGCUGGCCCGCCCUCGCUGGUUGAAACGCACGAAGAGGACGAGGACGAGGGGAACGAUUGGGAGGGAGGGGAUCUCGUAGUGGACGAAGAUGUUGAUGAUUUUGAGAUGGAGGAUGUGGAGGAUGAGAUGAUUGAUGAUUUUCAGUUCGGUGGUGAUGCAUGGUGCAUUGCAUACAUGUUCGACACAAUGACCGGCAACGCGAAUACCACAUCUCAGAUAUGUGCUGGCGGGAUCUUCGAUAUCGGCAUUGGCAGCACUCCUGCUUGGAUUGAUGGUAACACCCUGAAGAAUGUGUACUCCGUCUUCCAUGCUAGUCCCACUGCCGUUGGCUUUACCCAACUUGCCAGUGGCUUGAGCUCUUCAACUGGACUUUCCGACUCAAACUCGGUGCAGGUGACUGGCUUGACACCCCUGCCUACUAGUACACGCGUGAGCCUCGAGUGGGAACGGAAACACGACGAGCGGCAGCACAAGCUCUGUAUCUGCUUCUUCCAACAAGAACAUCGCCCUAUCGCUUACUCUUCUCGCCUCUGUGACAGGCUGCUUCACCCUCUUCCUCUAAGCAGAGGCAAUGUCUUGUACGAUGUAUAGAUCAUUCUUCUGUUUCUUUUGGUGGACCAAUAUUGCAGGAAGGCAACUGUGUAUAGAUCAUUCAUCAGUUUCUUCUUCUGAUGCACAGUACGCACAUUUUAUGACGUCAUUAUUCUCUACACGAUGAUUUACGCCUUGACUCGACGCUUCGCAAUCUCUCAAUUCGAUUUUCUGCUUUACAAAACACUGUAGAUUGAGAACGAACGACUUCAUUCGUCUAUGGUCUGUUCACCCCGCCAGGGCCGAGCUCUUGGAUUUCGAUGCUGCAUGUCGGCUGGCAGUACAUUUAAGAACUGUAAAGCACUGGCAGCGAGUUUCUUCGUUACAUGAUCGAUGAGCCGCUGGCAGGUACAUAUCCAACC